This is a messenger RNA of Alternaria viburni, 336 nucleotides long. RefSeq lists its product as uncharacterized. The coding region runs from base 1 to 336 and encodes 111 amino acids. The record is from RefSeq and is a predicted model, not a curated record. The transcript has 2 exons. NCBI's taxonomy places the organism in Eukaryota, Fungi, Ascomycota, Dothideomycetes, Pleosporales, Pleosporaceae.
AUGUCGUCGAACGACCCAGUCGCCACUGCCUCCGGUAACACAAGCACGAUACUCAGCAACCUGGAGUACUUGUUCGUCUACAACGGUCUAGCAGACGUGAUAGCUACUGAGAGUCAAAGAGACGGACGCACAGGCCCAUUUGCCGAUGCGUAUGCUAACGCCCAGAUGUCUCUACGAUUGCCUGCGGCGGUUAAACUAAUCAUGGUAGCCCAUCUCGCAUCGAAGAAGAAGAAUGACCAGGGAUCUGGUGGCAACAACCAAGGAGUUGAAGGUAAUGAACACGCUGGCCAGGAAUACGACGAUGGCACAGGUAGCAGUGCAGGUGACCGGAAUUAG